Fusarium sp. VM40 is the source of this 2307-nucleotide messenger RNA. NCBI's taxonomy places the organism in Eukaryota, Fungi, Ascomycota, Sordariomycetes, Hypocreales, Nectriaceae. The record is from the annotation of a GenBank genome assembly.
AUGAAGGAAUCGUCACAACAUCCAUUUUAUGAGGCCGAGCCAACGGUGCGAGAAGCACUUGGCGAGUGUAUCCCAACAGCAGAUGGCACCAUUCGAUUCAUCAAAUCUCUGUUUCCUUGUCUCAAUUGGCUGCCACGAUACAACUGGCGAUGGCUCGUUGGUGAUAGUAUCGCUGGCUUUACUGUUGGACUAGUUGUUAUUCCGCAAGCAAUGGCCUAUGCACUAUUAGCGACACUGCCGCCUGACUUUGGACUAUACACGUCUUUCGCUGGAGCAGCGACAUAUUGGCUAUUUGGAACGUCAAAAGAUAUUGUUAUUGGUACUACCGCGGUCGGAUCUCUCCUUGUUGGUGAAGUCAUCUCCCACGUCCACGAAGCACACCCGAACACAUACUCAAGUGUCGAAAUCGCCAAAACACUAUCCUUCAUCACGGGGUUGAUACUAUUUGCAAUCGGUCUACUUCGACUAGGAUGGAUCGUGGAGGUUAUCCCCUACAUCCCCGUCUCAGCCUUCAUCACAGCCGCAAGCAUCAUCAUCAUGUGCACCCAACUACCCGUAUUACUAGGAAUUCCAGGUGUCAACACACGAGAUGAGCCUUACAGGGUGUUAAUAUCCACAUUCCGCAAGCUUGGCGAUACAAAACUUGAUGCUGCCAUCGGCAUCACCUGCUUAGUCCUACUGGAGUUGGCCAAGUUUGUGUUUGCCAAACUGGAGGCUCGUCAGCCUGCAAAGAAGCGUCUGUGGUCGAUCAUGUCAUCCCUACGAUUGACAUUUGCCAUGCUACUUUAUACACUGGUGAGCUUCUUAGUCAACCGCAAUCUACCUGCGGACGAAAGCAAGUUCAGAAUCGUGGGUCACAUAGAACAAGGAUUUGUUCACGUUGGCCCCCCGUCUUUUAACGGCAGCCUUAUCGGAGCCAUUCUGCCUCAGAGCCCCAUCAUCCUCAUCAUUCUUAUUGUCGAGCAUAUUGCCAUUGCCAAGAGCUUUGGCAAGAAGGUGGGAUACGAGGUAGCCCCGUCACAAGAGAUUAUGGCUCAAGGCACAGCAAACAUUUUGGGACCCUUCCUUGGUGGCUACUCUUGUACUGGAUCGUUCGGCGCAUCAGCCGUGCUAUCGAAAGCGGGUGUCAGAACACCGUUGGCUGGUCUCUUCAGCGCGUUCAUGUUGCUUCUGGCACUCUAUGCUCUAACAGGAGUGUUCUACUUCAUCCCCAGGGCAGCACUAGCAGGAUUGAUUAUUCAUGCCGUGUUUGGUCUCAUUGCACCACCUUCUACAGUCCUCAAAUAUUGGCGUCUAUCACCAUUCGAAUGCAUGAUAUGGCUGGCUGGUGUCGUGAUAGCUAUCUUUACAGGACUUGAGACGGCGAUAUACGUUACUACUGGACUCUCUUUCUUACUCUUACUCGUUCGCAUUGCGCGAACCAAGGGUCAAUUUCUGGGCAAAGUGGCUGUUCAAGAAAUGGAUCCGGGUCAGAAUCAUGAAUGUUCUGCACAACCUAAAGGCCAAGCAGCCGUGCGCGAGCUUUAUUUGGACCUGGCCAGGAACAAUGCUUCCAACAGGGACAUUGUACUGGAGACUCCUCAUGGCGGUGUUCUGAUAUACCAUUUCCCAGAGGGUCUCAACUAUCUCAACCAGGCACAGCAUCUCAAAACGUUGACGGAUUAUGUCUACACUCACACCAAACGCCCAGCAGAAGAGUCAUCCGCGGACAGAUCAGAAACACUCUGGUGCGACAAACCGACUGUGUACAAGCAGGACGACGAAGUGCCCUUGUUAAGAGCAAUUGUCAUCGAUUGCUCGACAAUCCAUAAUAUCGACAUCACCAGUGUUCAAGGCUUGGUCGAUGUCAGAAAUGCCUUGGACAGAUGGGCAAGUCCGUCUACUAUCGAAUGGCACUUCGGCGGAUUACACAAUAGAUGGGCUCGAAGAGCUCUAGCAGCUGCAGGCUUUGGUCGCAGUGCGGCAGAAGACUACCAUACGAUUGGAAGCUGGGCGCCAGUCCUUCCUUUGGCAAGCGAAGAAGCAAACGAUGGAAGCAGGAAACAGAAGACCUUUGCAGAUGACGAGUGUUCGAUCGGCGCGCAAAAUGGUGAUGUCAGAAGGUCAGGGCCAGGGGAGACCCCGAAGACAGGCGAUAAGGUUGCACACCGGGAAUCGGGCGCUGGAAAGCAAACACAUCAGCCAGUUUUUGCGAUAGACAGGCCCUUCUUCCACGCCGACCUUGGUGAGGCGGUGAGCGCGGCUUUGGCUCACGCGAGUAGAAGCGACUGCCGUCUACACACUGACACCGAGACCGAAACUGACUGA